AUGCCUACCGCCACGAGUGAAUCUACUUUCUUGGACAAAACUGUAACAGUUUCACCAUUAGUGCUUUUGUCGGUGGUAGACCACUAUAACAGAAUUGCUAAGGACUCUAAGAAGAGAGUCGUAGGAGUACUAUUGGGUGACAACUCCUCUGAUGAAAUUAAAGCAACCAACUGUUAUGCCAUCCCCUUUGAAGAAGACGAAAAAAAUUCUAGUGUUUGGUUUUUGGAUCAUAACUUUAUAGAAUCAAUGGGCGAAAUGUUUAAGAAGAUUAAUGCUAAGGAGAAGCUAAUUGGAUGGUAUCAUUCUGGUCCUAAAUUGAGGCCAUCCGAUCUCAAGAUUAAUGAUGUAUUUAAAAAGUAUACUACCAACCCAUUGCUACUAAUUGUUGACGUAGAACCACGCGAGGUAGGCAUACCAACAGAUGCCUACUAUGCUGUGGAUGAUAUUAAAAAUGAUGGAUCUGCUGCUGAAAGAACAUUUGUUCAUGUUCCUUCACUAAUCGAGGCAGAGGAGGCGGAAGAAAUCGGUGUUGAACACCUUCUCAGAGAUAUAAGAGACCAAGCAGCUGGAAGCUUAUCGUUAAGGGUCAGUGAAACUUAUAAGUCACUUUUGGGCUUGCAUCAGAAAUUGCGAGAGAUUGCAAGCUACUUGGAUAAGGUAUAUCUGAGGAAAUUACCUAUCAAUCAUACCAUUCUAGGUAAACUUCAAAAUGUAUUCAACUUGUUACCAAACUUAGCGGAAUCCAAUAGUCCGAUAAGCUUAGAGAAUCUUAGUGAUAAAAGUGGCUCACAGAAAAGCAAUCUGUUGUCCACCGCCUUUACAGUCAAAACGAAUGAUGAGUUAAUGGUGGUUUACAUCAGCACAUUAGUCAGAGCUAUUAUUGCAUUCCAUGACUUGAUUGAGAAUAAGCUAGAAAACAAAAGGAGUAACGAAAAGAAGAAUGAUGAAUCUUCCCAGAAUGAGACUAAAGAGAUCACAGACGAGACCUUGAAUGAAGAUAUUGCAGAUCCAACUGCUAAAGAGUAG
Priceomyces carsonii is the source of this 1026-nucleotide messenger RNA. RefSeq names its product proteasome regulatory particle lid subunit (gene RPN8). Gene Ontology annotation, cellular component: proteasome regulatory particle; proteasome complex. The record is from RefSeq and is a predicted model, not a curated record. Lineage: Eukaryota; Fungi; Ascomycota; Pichiomycetes; Serinales; Debaryomycetaceae. The transcript has a single exon. Gene Ontology annotation, biological process: proteasome-mediated ubiquitin-dependent protein catabolic process. Gene Ontology annotation, molecular function: metallopeptidase activity; protein binding. The coding region runs from base 1 to 1026 and encodes 341 amino acids.